Molecule: messenger RNA, 6600 nt
Organism: Apus apus (common swift)
Lineage: Eukaryota; Metazoa; Chordata; Aves; Apodiformes; Apodidae
Gene: UNC13B
Product: unc-13 homolog B
Exons: 40
Coding region: 57-4895 (1612 amino acids)
Biological process (GO): synaptic vesicle priming; synaptic transmission, glutamatergic; presynaptic dense core vesicle exocytosis
Cellular component (GO): presynaptic membrane; terminal bouton; neuromuscular junction
Molecular function (GO): phospholipid binding; calcium ion binding; diacylglycerol binding
Source: RefSeq, a predicted model, not a curated record
UGAGGAGAGCCGGGGGCGGCUGGCGGGGCCGCAGCUGAAGCGCGGCUGCCGCCGCCAUGUCGCUGCUGUGCGUGCGAGUAAAAAAAGCUAAACUCCAAGGACCACCAGAUAAAUUCAAUACAUAUGUGACCUUGAAGGUUCAAAAUGUGAAGAGCACGACAGUAGCUGUGCGAGGUGACCAACCCUGCUGGGAACAGGACUUUAUGUUUGAGAUCAGUCGGCUGGACCUGGGCCUAAUUGUUGAAGUAUGGAACAAAGGACUGAUCUGGGACACCCUGGUUGGGACCGUGUGGAUUGCUCUGAAGGCCAUUCACCAAUCUGAUGAGGAAGGUCCUGGGGAGUGGUCUACGCUGGAAGCAGAAGUUGUAAUGAAACACGAUGAAAUCUGUGGAACCAAAAACCCGACCCCUCAUAAAAUUUUACUGGACACAAGAUUCGAAUUACCUUUUGAUAUCCCUGAAGAAGAGGCCAGAUACUGGACAAGAAAAUUGGAACAAAUAAAUUCACCGGGAAAUGAUGAGUAUUCCUUUCAGGAGGAAGUCCAGAAGAAACCAUUGCCCAGUGCUGCCUCCCAGUGUUCUUUUGAAGAUGCUGACAGUGCUGUGGAUGACCGAGACAGUGACUAUCGCAGUGAGACCAGUAACAGCAUCCCUCCUCCCUACCACACCACCGCGCAGCCCAACGCCUCUGUGCACCAGUUCACUGUGCCAUCUCGCCUGCAGCAGCAAGGGGUCUUGAGGGAAUCCUGUGCUGACUCCCUGCGAAAUUAUGAUCUGGAUUAUCGAGAGCAUGUGGCCAUCAGUCCUGCUGGCAGUAGUAGAUAUGGCUCCUCUUGUAAUGUCAGCCAGGGAAGCUCUCACCUGAGUGAGCUGGACCAUUCCCAUGAAAGUGCCCAUGGCUCUGAGCAAGAAGAUGAUCACCAGGAAAGACAGUCAAAUCAUUCCUACCACAGUUCGGGCAGCUACCAGAAGGAUGGUCAGGGGCUCAGGGAGCAAGAGGAGCCUCGUGGCAAAGGAGAGGAGGAAAAGGUCUGUGAGACAGAGGAGAAACAUGCAAACCAUUCUGCAGCUAAGUUACCUCUGGAACUUGAGAAGCCCAAGGAUAUUGGUGCAAGACCUCAAGUGAGCUACAAUGGUGACAUUGAGCCACCACCAUUUCCUCCAGCAAGAGCCCAUUGGAUUAGAGCCAUUAACAAAGUUCGUCUGCAGCUUCAGGAGGGUCAAGAUGAGGCUGAUCCAUCAAAACCACCCUGGCUCAAAGGAGGGCCUGCAGGUGGUCUCUAUGGCAUUGAUAGCAUGCCUGAUUUACGCAAAAAAAAGCCAAUUCCGCUUGUCAGUGAUCUGUCACUGGUUCAGUCCCGGAAAGCCGGAAUUACCUCAGCAAUGGCCACUAGAACAUCUCUCAAAGAUGAAGAGCUGAAAUCUCAUGUCUACAAGAAGACCUUGCAAGCCUUAAUUUACCCCAUCUCUUGUACAACCCCUCACAACUUCGAAGUGUGGACAGCCACAACUCCUACCUACUGCUACGAAUGUGAGGGGCUGCUGUGGGGAAUUGCACGGCAGGGGAUGCGCUGCGGUGAAUGUGGAGUCAAGUGCCAUGAGAAGUGCCAAGACUUGCUCAAUGCAGACUGCUUGCAGAGAGCAGCAGAGAAGAGCUCAAAGCAUGGAGCUGAAGACCGAACCCAGAAUUUCAUCAUGGCCAUGAAAGACCGCAUGAAAAUCCGGGAGCGGAACAAGCCAGAGAUCUUUGACCUGAUAAGAGAUGUGUUCUGUGAGAGCAAAAUGACACAUGCUCAGCAGAUGAAGACAGUGAAGCAGAGUGUGCUUGAUGGCACCUCAAAAUGGUCAGCAAAGAUCACCAUCACAGUGGUGUGUGCUCAGGGUCUGCAGGCCAAAGACAAGACUGGGUCCAGCGAUCCAUACGUAACCGUUCAAGUGGGUAAAACGAAGAAGAGGACAAAAACGAUUUUUGGGAAUCUGAACCCUGUUUGGGAAGAGAAGUUUUACUUUGAGUGCCAUAACUCUUCUGACCGGAUCAAGGUGCGAGUGUGGGAUGAAGACGAUGACAUCAAGUCUCGCGUCAAGCAGAGACUGAAACGCGAGUCGGAUGAUUUCCUGGGGCAGACAAUCAUUGAAGUCCGUACUCUGAGUGGAGAAAUGGACGUGUGGUACAACCUUGAGAAGAGAACAGACAAGUCUGCAGUGUCUGGGGCUAUUCGCCUGCAAAUCAGCGUGGAGAUCAAAGGCGAGGAGAAGGUGGCUCCAUAUCAUGUUCAGUACACUUGCCUUCAUGAGAACCUCUUUCACCAUCUCACAGAUGUGCAAGGGAAUGGGGUGGUGAAGAUCCCUGAUGCCAAAGGAGAUGAUGCCUGGAAGGUGUAUUUUGAUGAGACAGCCCAAGAAAUUGUGGAUGAAUUUGCAAUGCGUUACGGCAUUGAGUCAAUAUACCAGGCCAUGACGCAUUUUGCAUGUCUCUCCUCUAAAUACAUGUGCCCAGGCGUGCCAGCUGUGAUGAGCACCUUACUUGCCAAUAUCAAUGCUUAUUAUGCACACACCACUGCCUCCACAAAUGUGUCUGCUUCGGACCGCUUUGCAGCCUCCAAUUUUGGGAAAGAACGAUUUGUGAAGCUUCUGGACCAACUUCAUAAUUCACUUCGGAUUGAUCUCUCGAUGUACAGGAACAACUUCCCAGCCAGCAGCCGUGAACGACUGCAGGACCUGAAGUCUACAGUGGAUUUGCUGACUAGCAUCACUUUUUUCAGGAUGAAGGUCCAAGAGCUGCAGAGCCCACCCCGAGCCAGCCAGGUAGUGAAGGACUGUGUGAAAGCUUGCCUGAACUCCACCUAUGAGUACAUUUUCAACAACUGUCACGAGCUGUAUAGUCGCGAGUACCAGACGGAUCCUAACAAAAGUCAGGACCUGCCUCCUGAGGAGCAGGGCCCGAGCAUCAGGAACCUGGAUUUCUGGCCCAAACUCAUUACUUUAAUAGUUUCCAUCAUAGAAGAGGACAAGAAUUCCUAUACCCCAGUCCUGAAUCAGUUUCCUCAGGAGCUUGCUGUUGGGAAGAUCAGCGCAGAGGUGAUGUGGAGUCUGUUUGCCCAGGAUAUGAAAUACGCCAUGGAAGAGCAUGAGAAACACAGACUGUGUAAAAGUGCAGACUAUAUGAAUUUACACUUCAAAGUGAAGUGGCUGUACAAUGAAUAUGUUCGUGAUCUACCUGCCUUCAAGGGAAGAGUGCCUGAGUAUCCAGCGUGGUUUGAGCAGUUCGUGAUGCAGUGGCUGGAUGAAAAUGAAGAUGUUUCCUUAGACUUCCUGCAUGGUGCUCUGGAGAGAGAUAAAAAAGAUGGGUUCCAGCAAACAUCCGAGCAUGCUCUGUUCUCUUGCUCAGUGGUGGAUGUUUUCACCCAGCUCAAUCAGAGCUUUGAGAUCAUCAAGAAGCUGGAGUGCCCAGACCCUGUCAUUGUUGCUCAUUAUAAUAGGAGGUUUGCUAAGACUAUUGGGAAAGUGCUGAUGCAGUAUGCUGACAUCCUCUCCAAGAGCUUUGAGUCCUACUGUUCCAAGGAGAAACUGCCCUGCAUCCUGAUGAAUAACAUUCAACAGCUGAGGGUGCAGCUAGAGAAGAUGUUUGAAGCCAUGGGUGGUAAAGAGUUGGAUGCAGAAGCAAGUGACCACCUCAAAGAGCUCCAGGUGAAGCUAAACAAUGUUUUGGAUGAGCUGAGCACUGUGUUUGGUAACAGCUUUCAGACUCGUAUUGAUGAAUGUGUCAAGCAAAUGUCUGAUAUCCUCUAUCAAGUGAAAGGGACAGGAAAUGUCGCUGCUAAUGCCAGAAACACAGUUGCACAAGAUGCAGAUAAUGUCCUGAGGCCACUGAUGGAUUUCCUAGAUGGAAACCUGACACUGUUUGCGACUGUGUGUGAAAAGACAGUAUUGAAACGGGUGCUGAAAGAGCUCUGGAGGGUGGUAAUGAACACCAUGGAGAAGCUGAUUGUGCUGCCUCCUCUUACAGACCAUACGGGCGCACAGUUGAUUUUCAGUGCUGCAAAGGAACUGGGACACUUGUCAAAGUUGAAGGAUCAUAUGGUGAGAGAAGAAACUAGGAAUCUCACUCCAAAGCAGUGUGCUGUUUUGGAUCUGGCACUGGAUACUAUCAAACAAUAUUUCCAUGCUGGUGGGAAUGGCCUGAAGAAAACCUUCUUGGAGAAGAGUCCAGACCUGCAGUCACUUCGAUAUGCUCUCUCUCUGUACACUCAGACCACAGACACUCUUAUAAAAACCUUUGUCCAGACUCAGACAGCUCAGGUGCAUGAUGGGAAAGGUAUUAGGUUUACGGCUAAUGAGGAUGUUCUUCCUGAUAAGGGCUCUGGUGUGGAUGAUCCCGUGGGUGAAGUGUCCAUACAGAUCGACCUCUAUACCCACCCAGGGACUGGUGAACACAAGGUCACAGUGAAAGUUGUGGCAGCCAAUGAUCUGAAGUGGCAAACAUCCGGCAUGUUCCGUCCGUUCGUGGAGAUCACCAUGAUUGGGCCCCAUCAGAGUGACAAGAAGAGGAAGUUCACAACCAAGUCAAAGAGCAACAACUGGGCUCCCAAAUACAAUGAAACCUUUCACUUCAUUCUGGGGAAUGAAGAUGGCCCUGAUGCCUACGAGCUCCAAGUCUGUGUGAAGGAUUACUGCUUUGCUCGGGAGGACCGGGUGCUGGGGAUAGCAGUAAUGCAGCUCAGAGACAUAGCAGACAAAGGCAGCUGUGCUUGCUGGUGCCCCCUGGGGCGCAGGAUUCACAUGGAUGAGACUGGACUUACAGUCCUGAGGAUUCUCUCUCAAAGAACCAAUGAUGAAGUUGCCAGAGAAUUUGUGAAACUGAAAUCGGAGUCCCGCUCCGCAGAGGAGGGUACCUGAGCUAAGCUGAGCUGUGUAAUGUUUCCUUUUCUCUUCUGCCUUGUGCCAAUAUGUGCAAGUGUUCAACAAUUCUCUUUUAUUAAUUACAAAAGGUUUUUUUCAUGUUGUCUUUGUCAGCUCUGAUAGCGCACGCGUGCUGUACAGGAAACAAAUCCAUCAAUCUGAUGUGAAUUAUUUAUUUUUUAGUAGCUGGGUAAGACACUAUAGAGAAUGAGACAAUCUCUUCUUAUUUAAGAUGCAAAUUCUCCUUUGUGUGUAUAAAUAAUUUUAUAUUGGAGGCUGGGUAUGCUGGGUUUUGUUGAUAUGCAGCACUGUGAUUUUAUCCUCUGAAGUUGGCAGAUGUUGAAAAGGUUCUACAUAAUCAUGCUACAAUACAAACACACAACUGUGUGGAAAUUGGGAGAAGAAUAAUGAUUUGGGGUUUUGGCAAAGCACAGUUAUCUCUCACUGAAUCCGUGUACUGUAAGAGCUGCCAGGGGAUGUUCUGGCACAGAUUACAAAAAUGUCACAACAUGAUACGCAGACUCCUCGACGUCUGCUUGAAAGAGAAGUUUCAGGUUGCUCCCAAGGUGCCCACCAAGUGAGUGUAUGACCACAGGUGUGCUGCCCUGAGCGUGGGUGAGACCAGGGGGACAAGUGCAGAGGGGCCGAAGAUCUCAUAGCCAAAAGCUGCGGAGGCAACACCCCAGGAGCAGACUUGUAGCUGCUGUAAUCAGAGGGUGUGUCUUGGGUAAUAUAAACCCCUACUUGCUGCUGGGAAUCCUGCAUCACCAAGGGGAUGCUGUCAGCUGCUGAGCUCCCCAGCUCACACUUUGGUUAACGUGACUGACACGGUGAGGAAGGGAACAACGUUAGAGCCACUACAAGUGCUGUGGAUGCUAUGUGCUUUCUCCACUUCAAUAUUCUUCUGUUAGUUUUUUGACUUAGGAUUGGAUAAUUUGACACUUGUAGGCUUUCUGUAGCAUUUUGUUACCCUGGAGUAGCUGAGACAGUUUCUCACUUUGAACCUAGAAGUGGUGGCUGGCUGGGGAGGGAGCAAACACGAAGCUCUCCCCUCUGCAAGCACGCAGUCUGGAGUGCUGGUCACAGGGCAGCAGGUCCCUUCAGUUCUGAUCUUGAAGCCACUGCUGGCCGUGCUGCAGUUGAUCCAUCCUGAUUGUCAUUAAUGAUACCAUAGAAAAUAUUUUUGCACUGUCUUAAAGAAGCAUCCUGGUUUGGUUUUCUUGCAAAAUGAAACACUGGCCUGAGCAAAAUGACUGCAGGGAGGUCAGAAUUUCUGACUGAAAACUUGUAAGCAGGAGGGUCUGGGGUAGUGAUUGCACUUGAGGUAUGGUUGUUGGAGGCUUUUUAUCAUUUUGGGGAUUCUUUGCUAUUUCCAGUUGCCUUCGUGCUCUGGAAACUGCAGCUGGAACAAGCCAGUCCUUGCCCAUAAAGUACUGUAAUACUGUCAAUAAAUUCAAGGACUGCAUAUUGAGUGACUUUUUUUUUCUAUUUUCUGACACUUGUAUAGCUCUAAGAUACAACUCCUGUAUUUCAUAGGCCUGCUUGUAGACUCCUGAAACGGCACAUCUGCUUUGUUCUUGUCCAUGGUGUGUUGUAGUAACGCUCUUCAAAACUCCACGCUUAUGUCAUGAUUUUGAAUCAUUGUACGUGCCAUUGUUAUGAGAACUGUUAGUACAGUCUUUAAUAAACUCUUUUAGCAGCA